This is a messenger RNA of Lindgomyces ingoldianus, 1429 nucleotides long. RefSeq names its product YIF1-domain-containing protein. NCBI's taxonomy places the organism in Eukaryota, Fungi, Ascomycota, Dothideomycetes, Pleosporales, Lindgomycetaceae. The coding region runs from base 169 to 1170 and encodes 333 amino acids. The transcript has 3 exons. Gene Ontology annotation, biological process: endoplasmic reticulum to Golgi vesicle-mediated transport. Gene Ontology annotation, cellular component: COPII-coated ER to Golgi transport vesicle; Golgi membrane; endoplasmic reticulum membrane. The record is from RefSeq and is a predicted model, not a curated record.
GGAGUUCACCGCAGAAGGCAGAAAUUCCGAGACCUUUUAUUCAAACAAGACUCUUCUUCACUCCUUCCACGUCACUUCUCUCUCUCUGUCCUCAGACACUCCCGUGCAGGCUUUAUUUAUCGAAAUUGUCUCCGUUGUUUCUGAUACGCAGCGAUUGACCGACACACGAUGCAACGACCGGCGUACUCCAACCCGCCGCCGGCGCACUCACCCCCCCUUCACCACCCCGUCCCACAGCACGUUUCCACAGUCCCGCAACUACGCUCUCCACCUCCCCCCGUCCCACCUUCACAGCCCCAGAGCGGAUAUGGCUAUGCGCAACAACAGCAGGCUGCCCCAGGCGCUGGUGGGCCCGGAGGGGGCUACAUGCACCCAGGAUUCGGAGGCUUCAUGAACGAUCCCACUGCGCAGAUGGGCUUCCAGGUUGGCAAGAGCGCGGUGAUGGCAGGCCAGGAGUAUAUGGAGCAGAAUUUCGGCCGCUUUGUCAGCGUCUCUGCUCUAAAACACUACUUCAACGUAUCCAACUCAUACGUCGUGAACAAGCUCUACAUUGUGCUGUUCCCGUGGUGGCAUCGACCGUGGUCGCGGCAACAGCGCUUGUCCAACAACGGGCAGGAUGGAUACUAUCUGCCUCCCCGAGAAGACAUCAAUUCGCCGGACAUGUACAUCCCCAUGAUGGCCCUAGUAACCUACAUACUGCUCUCGACCCUCCUCGCUGGCCUCCGCGGCGCCUUCCACCCGGAACUCCUCGGCUCCACCACCGUCGCCGCAACCCUUGUAAUCCUGCUCGAAAUCCUGAUCAUCAAACUCGGCACCUUUAUUUUGAACAUCUCUUCCUCGUCCCAAAUCCUCGACCUCAUCGCCUACAGCGGCUACAAAUUCGCCGGCGUUAUCAUCUCCCUGCUCUUGUCCGAGCUCCUGGGCCACAUGGGCGUUGGUGGCACCUGGGUCUCCUGGGUCGUGUUCCUAUACUGCUUUGGCGCGAACGCCUUCUUUUUGUUGAGGAGUCUGAGGUAUGUGUUGUUGCCGGAUCAGGGGGGCCAAGGGGUGGGAGGUGGUGCAGCAGGGUAUACGGUUGCGAGGAGUCAGCGGAAUAGGAGGACGCAGUUUUUGUUUGUGUAUAGUUAUGUGGUGCAGUUUGGGUUUAUGCUUUGGUUGAGUAAGGUGUAGGAGGGAUUUAAUGUGGAGGUCUUGGGUCACGGUCGUGAAGAUGCUUGCAUUUGAUUCAUAGGGGCCGGCGAGUCUAGGGUCGAGUCCCAAGGCAAGCCCGGGGAGAGAUGUCUGUCUUUCAAGCAUGGGAAAGCAUGGGUUCAGGAUCAAAGAUGGGCUCGGGCAUUGGUAUGUUAUGACAUGGCAAAUUAGGACAGUACAAGGAAGCUUAAUACGUACUCCGUGAUAGCUGAGGCGUUGUGCCUCAACUACGAAUCCG